Messenger RNA from Megachile rotundata (alfalfa leafcutting bee), 3240 nucleotides. It is a transcript of the gene Br140, whose product is annotated as bromodomain-containing protein 140. The record is from RefSeq and is a predicted model, not a curated record. NCBI's taxonomy places the organism in Eukaryota, Metazoa, Arthropoda, Insecta, Hymenoptera, Megachilidae. Gene Ontology annotation, molecular function: protein binding. Gene Ontology annotation, biological process: regulation of transcription by RNA polymerase II.
AAUAAAUUUGAAUCGAAAUAACAGAAAAACAUUUCUUUUACUUUUCAAACUCCACCAAUUGAAAAUGAAUUUCAUGGGAAGGCGUAUUAUGAUUGGCAAAUACUGGGAAGUACCUUCAUUUACUAACCUGGCGGUAUACAUCACGUUUGCCGCUCAAAUUGGUUAGUUUACCUGUUUGAACGUUAGUGAGCUUUUUUUAACGUCAAAUGCAAAUUGAUGCAAUAUUGUUUCAACAAAUAUAUCUGAAAAAAAAUGAUUGGACGAAAUAUUUGCUCAAUCAUAAAAUUUAAAACGACAGCAAAUUUAUAGCAUGAUGCUUUGAAUUCGCAAAACAUAUGUAAAAUAAAAGGUUUACACGAAAGUGUGGAUGAUAUAACCACGUUAAUUGUUCUUUAUAAUUUACGGAAUUCUGAGAGAAAAUGAAUACCCCGCAAUCGAAUAAAAAAAAAGGUAGAAGUAGAAUUGGUAUCAAUCAUGGAAGCAAUAGUCCCGCGAAUACUGAAACAUUAAGUUCACAAGAGUCUUCAAAGUUUGUUUUGGUAAAUCCAAUUGGCGAAGACGCAAACAAAACUUUUAAGAUUGGGAUCACUGAUUCUAUUCCUAUCAUUUCCUUAGAAGGAAAUAGUUUUGAUGAAAAGAACACUCAGAAAGGUCAUAAUAUAUCAUCAGACAAAGAUAAAGAAGAAAAGAAUAUUCUGAGUAGUUUACCCGUUGCUAUGGUUAAGGAAAUAAAUGGGUAUGAAGAGCAAUUAGGAGAAGCUGAACCACUUCCAAAUUCGUAUAUCAGAUUUAUGGAACGUAGUGGCGAAGAACUUGACGGUGAAGUGGAAUAUGACCUAGAUGAAGAAGACACUGCAUGGCUAUCCAUAGUAAAUGAGAGACGGUUGGCCUCUGGACUUACUCCUCCUUUGGAACCAGAUACAUUUGAAUUAUUGAUGGACAGACUGGAAAAGGAAUCAUAUUUCCAACAACAAAGUAAUGGUGGAGGAGGAGUAGCAGCUGAUGAAGAUGCUGUAUGUUGCAUCUGUAUGGAUGGAGAAUGUCAAAACAGCAAUGCCAUACUGUUCUGUGAUAUGUGCAAUCUUGCAGUUCAUCAGGAUUGUUAUGGUGUACCAUAUAUCCCUGAAGGACAAUGGUUAUGUAGAAGAUGUUUGCAAAGUCCUUCACGAGCCGUUGAUUGUGUGUUAUGUCCAAAUAGGGGUGGUGCUUUUAAACAAACUGACCGUCCAGCUACGUGGGCUCAUGUUGUGUGUGCUUUGUGGAUACCAGAAGUAAGAUUUGCCAACACUGUGUUUCUGGAACCUAUAGAUAGUAUAGAAAGUAUUCCAGCUGCACGGUGGAGACUCACUUGUUGCGUGUGUAAACGUAGAGGAUUGGGUGCUUGUAUUCAGUGUCACAAAAGUAAUUGUUAUGCUGCAUUUCAUGUGACGUGUGCACAACAAGCUGGCCUGUGUAUGCGUAUGAGGACAGUACAGCCUGCAAAUGGAGAGCCUAUGUUAGUUCAAAAAACAGCUUAUUGCGAAGCACAUACUCCUCCUGAUUACCAACCUUCCACUAAUCCUGCAGAUGCAAGGAGGAGAGCAAUUGCCAAUAAGAAAAGUUCUUCUGCUCCUGUUAUCUCUAUACCAACUAUACCACCAGAACGUAUUAAAGAAAUUGCUAGCUUAGCUGAAGGAUUGCCUAAACGAAGUCAACUAAUUCAGCGUCUUAUAGCAUACUGGACUCUAAAACGCCAAUACAGAAAUGGUGUUCCUCUUCUUAGAAGACUUCAAAGUUCGCAUCCGCAAUCCAGACCACCGCCUCUCGGAGAAAAUUCCUCUCCAGCGCCAGAUAGCGAACUACGUGGAGAACUAUAUCGUCAGUUAAAAUAUUGGCAAUGUCUGCGGCAAGAUCUCGAACGGGCUCGAUUACUUUGUGAAUUAGUACGCAAACGUGAAAAGUUAAAAAAAGAGUUGUUUAAAGUAAAGGAAAAAUGUUUAUGGUUCGAAUUACGUCCACUAGAAAGUGUUCUUCGUACAUUACUGGAGGCGAUUAAAGCAAAAGAUGUAAACGAUGUAUUUGGUCAACCGGUAAAUACUAAAGAAGUUCCCGAUUACUUGGAAAUCGUAUCACAUCCUAUGGAUCUUUCCACUAUGCAGGCCAAACUCGAAAGACAGGAGUACGAUACUAUAGGAGCUUUUGAAGCAGACUUUAAUCUAAUGGUAAAUAAUUGUCUAGCGUACAAUCGUAAAGAUACAAUGUUCUAUCGCGCUGGAACUAAGAUGAAAGAGCAAGGCGGUGCUCUGAUAGAACAAGCUCGCAAAGACUAUCCUGAAUUGGACCCUAUCAAUGAUUCCGAGCAAACAGGAUCUAAGUCUAGAAAAAGAGAUCGUGCUAACCGAAAUCGUGUAGAGUCAGAGUUGCAAUCUGGAGAAAAAGAAAUAGGAGGGGGUGGUGUAAAUAGAAGGACGGCUGUUCUUUUUACUCGUAAAGCAAGAGAACGUGCUAGUAGAAGUAAUCAAACAUUUGCCUUGGAGGACGAUAAAAAGAAGCAAAGUGAUAGUUUCAAAGUAUACAGAAGUGGAACUAUGGAUAGCGACGUGGGAGAAGGUGAAAGUCAGUCAUCGAGUUGCAGUAGCUGUUCGACGAGUAGAUCUACUACACCAGAUUUGGAGGAAGAAAAACAAAGGCAAGAAGCGGACGAGGCAAAGAAAGAGCUUGAAAGUAAACAAGAAGCAGCUAGUAAUGGGCUGGAAGCGCUGCAGCUUGUCUGGGCAAAAUGCCGUGGUUAUCCGUGGUAUCCAGCUUUAAUAAUAGACCCUAAUACACCCAGGGGCACUGUGCACAAGGGUGUACCGAUACCAGCCCCACCCGAUGAUGUGUUAGCCCUUGCCGUUAAUUACAAAGAACCAGUAUUUCUUGUUCUCUUCUUCGAUACCAAACGAACAUGGCAAUGGUUACCAGGGGAGAAAUUAGAAAAACUUGGGGUCUCCCAAGAAUUAGAUGAAGCAAAGUUAAUAGAGUCUCGAAAACCCGCCGAUCGAAAAGCUGUAAAGAAAGCGUAUCAGGAAGCGCUUCAUUAUCGCAAACAAACUCACAACACAACGUUAAACGCUGGCUCAGCUAGCUAAUCUUUAUGAUUCUCUGAUAAGGCACUACGAAUAGUUAAGUAGUUCUCUUAAAAAUGUUUGUAAGUAUGUAAAAAGAAUUCUAACGUAUGAAUGUAAUUUAUAGACUUAUGUAAGUCACGUCUUUUUCAGA